Messenger RNA from Echinococcus granulosus, 822 nucleotides. RefSeq lists its product as hypothetical. The record is from RefSeq and is a predicted model, not a curated record. Bases 1 to 822 code for a protein of 273 amino acids. The transcript has 3 exons. Lineage: Eukaryota; Metazoa; Platyhelminthes; Cestoda; Cyclophyllidea; Taeniidae.
AUGUGUGGUGGAGGGGGAGACCUACAGGAGUCGGAGGGGGUUUAUAGGUUCGGUAACUUUUCAAAUGCAAUGCAUAUCUUCAUUAUCGCUCCUAGGGUCUACAGCAGCACGACAAGGGCGUGCAUUCCAGAAGUAGUGACUCGUUCGGCCAAUCAGGCGCCGCCGGGUCUCGACCAAUCUCGCCUAGCCUCAUCCCCACGUGUUCGUUCCAAGGAAGAGGUGACACCUUGUACACUUCUCUCUGGAGCUUUCUUGCAGUCCAUUCCCCUCUGCUCAAUCGAAGAGGAAGAAAGAGAACAUUGUGGGAUCUUGGGUAAAGCCACCACAUGGCCUGCCACGGCAGCCACUUGUGUCUAUUUAUUUCCUCCUGGUAAUUCCUAUCUGAUUUGCAGUGAUCGUGGUCCAAACGACAACAAACGCCUCUCCCUCUCUCACCGUGCGUGUAUGUCAUUACUGCGCGCCAUUCAGUGGGAAGUGGUUGACUCUCUGUCUAUCUCCAAAUCCUUUAUGCCAACGCAAAAGAUUGGUCGUUUGAUCUGGCCACGUACCAUCACCGCCACCAUCGCCACCGCCACCACUUGUGAUCGUCCCCUUCUACCCAUAAUUCAAUUGCCAAAAGGCGACAUUUGGCGAACGAACCAGAGUGUUGGUGUUGAUGUUGGUGCGCACUUUCAGUGGUGGCGCAAAUUGGUCAAAUUCAGCCAGCCAAAGUGUCCACUUGUGCUGCAGUUUCUGGACCCCAUCUAUAUGGUGGUGCACAUCCAACUCACCUGGAUAUUACCACUAACACUGAAACAUUAUACAAAUCUUUUUAUUUACUAA